CCGGAAUUGCGUUGUAAGCUUUGGACUCGUCAACGAAAUGCGAUUUACGUGCGACCUAGGCGCGCAUAGUGUAACGUAUAGGGCACAUUAUGCACUUGACUCCUGGUGCAUAAUUUCGCGGAUCCAUUGUUGCAACGUGCAUGUCUUUGCACACAUCAAGCGUAAAUAAACAGUUGCUCUUGUUGCGCCCACGUUCAAAACCAACCUGGUGUUCUUUUGCAAGAAAGCUGCUCAAGUUGUUCACCUUUGUGGGCCCAGCGCGAUCUGCAGUUUUAUUGAAUUUUUGCGGUUGUGGAGCAGGGCCUUGAAUUGGUUACGAGUGGCAGUUGUUUGCCGUUGAGUCUGCAUAUCAGCUUGGGAUUUUCCAUUGAGCAGAAGUUACUGCGAACGAAACAAGCAUGUCGGGUAUAAAGGAGAUACCGCCUUGGUAUUUUGGCAAGGUGACAAAGGGCGUGGCUCACGAGAGACUAUCCGGUACAAUGUCUGGGACCUUUCUAGUGAGAGACAACGAGACAUCGAGAGGGAGCUACGUCGUCUCUGUGAAUGAAAAUGGUAUGGUGGUCGACUACGACAUCCGAAAGACGGGUCGGACACUUAAGAUCAACGACCGCGACUUUGCCGACCUUGCCGCCCUCAUCGGCUACUUCCAGAAAUACCCCUUGGACACCAUCACACUAGACAUACCGUGCUCAAAGGAAGGCAUGGAAUCUCCUCCAAUCUCACCAUCAUGGCAGAAAUAGUGACGACUGGAAGGAAGACUGGUCCUGUAAAAUAAUCGGAAGCUGGAGUUUGGACCAUCCCAUCCGGUUUGUGGAACACGCGGAGAGUGAAAGGGCAAGAUAAAUAGAAAAGCUGUUUGUUUUCUGUUUGUACAAAGUGCAGGGGAUAUCUUGGAAAAAAACUUUUUGAAAUGUUGAAUUUCUAUCUUUCUGUAGUAUCAUGAUUGCUCGUGCCAUACGUUCUUGUCAUUAAAUGACUACUGAAAAGAGAUUAAACAAUUCUUGUCAAAAAUAUAAGAAAUCCACAGCCACUCUGAAAGUAAGACUUUCUGUGUUUUUCCGAUGGUGGCGCCAAAAUGUAUGAAUUUUUAUGGAGGGUUAAAUAUUUUUCAACUGCAGUUGCAGAACAAGCAGAGGAGGUACCUUGGGAUUCCACAAGUACAAGUUGCUUCUAGAAUAUGACAUGAAAGUAUUCAGAGUGGCUGUGGCUUUCUCAUAGUUUUGACAAGAAUUGUUCAAUCUCUUUUCAGUAGUAUUAGUGACAGUGUGACCGCCAUGAACAUCAUUUAACAACCUAUCUGUAAAAGAAGUUAUAAACUGGAGAUGUUAAAUAUUGAAGUAAACCUACCGUUUCAAAAACAUGACCAGCUUAUGCGAAGAAUUCAUGUUUAACCUGGAGGAGCUUCUAUUCGAAAACAUUGUUUACACCUUGAAAGCAUUUUAAGCUGAAGUAUUCUGAAAAAUCAAAGUAAUAUGUAAUACUGACGUCAUAUGUAUUUUUAAGUGAUUUAUACUUUAUACGACCAUUUAUGUGUAUUUGCUAAAUGGGCUUGAAAAACAUGACAUUUCUUCCCUUUGUGUGUAAGAUUUGCUGUCAAAAUGUACUCAACGGAAGUUUUGACACUGAUCUGUAUAACAUUAUUUCCGUUUUGAGGAGCGAGUAACGUCGAACCAGCCGUAUGUGUAUUUUUUAGUAGACUGUAAUAGACAACCAGAAUUAGAAGCCAUGACUGCGGUGACGCAACGCUCGUGGACAGGUGGUACGCGCGCGUUACAUGCCUCUUUGACCAAUAGGAUGUCGUGAUUUACCAAAUGCACGCUUGCGUCAAGCUGAAGAAUGUGCGAAGAGUGCGGCGCCACCGCAUAUGGCGUCUAAUCGAAUAAGUCUAGAUACUCUAGUUGAAUGUUGUGUUCAGUUUUUAAAUCGUCCAUCUCAUAAAGAUCAUGUAUUACUGAGAUGACAUUACUCGGUUGUUCAGAACAGUGAUGACUGAAACGUUAAAUUUAUUGCUGUGUUGUGUCUCUGCGUUACAAAAGUGUUAUGAUAUAGAAAGUGUUAUUAGUGAUUGCCUACACGGGAAAAUGAUCACGGUAGUGAGCAAGGAAAUUUAAGUACUCAUGUACAUGCAAUAGCCAGCGACCAGAAUUAGACGGAUCGAGCCUUUACUGCGGGGGCAACCAGUUUGCUGGCAGGUGCUGGGCCCACGCGCGCGCUAUUUCUCUGUAUCCGGUUCGUGACACCGUCAGACACACGCACGCACCGCGAAUUAUACGUUCCCAUUGGAAGAACAGGCAAGUCGAACGAUAACUUACGAUUCCACGGUUUCGUGUUAACGCGCAACUAUGUGAAGUGGGCGUGUUUAAACUGAAGUGACGUCACACUUACGAACCGGAUAAGGAUGUCGUCACUUGCCAAACAAGCGCGCUCAAGUAAGAAUCUGUGUUUGAGCAUGUGGCCCCGCAAUAAUGGCGUUUUUGUACAUGUACGUGCAUUAGCAGAAACCUCAUUACCAUACAUACAAUUUCAGCUUUCACAUUUAAUCGUGAUAAUCUGUGCACCACAGCACGUGACUGCAGCUCAUCACGCUCUUCUGACAAUAAACCAUGGGUUGAAAUUAAUGUGAUAGGGGAAUGGGUAUACAGUUCCACCGUGAUUGCACCGCUAGUGUAAACUGUUAUUAUUAAUGGGUAUUUUUGUGCUCUUUCUAGGCUGAAGAAAAUCGUUUGACAUCUUGUGCCGUAA
Acanthaster planci (crown-of-thorns starfish) is the source of this 2742-nucleotide messenger RNA. Its product is annotated as crk-like protein. Gene Ontology annotation, cellular component: cytoplasm. Gene Ontology annotation, biological process: enzyme-linked receptor protein signaling pathway; cell migration. Gene Ontology annotation, molecular function: receptor tyrosine kinase binding; signaling adaptor activity. The record is from RefSeq and is a predicted model, not a curated record. NCBI's taxonomy places the organism in Eukaryota, Metazoa, Echinodermata, Asteroidea, Valvatida, Acanthasteridae.